Messenger RNA from Scomber scombrus (Atlantic mackerel), 3719 nucleotides. RefSeq names its product TBC1 domain family, member 10Ab (gene tbc1d10ab). Bases 81 to 1490 code for a protein of 469 amino acids. NCBI's taxonomy places the organism in Eukaryota, Metazoa, Chordata, Actinopteri, Scombriformes, Scombridae. The record is from RefSeq and is a predicted model, not a curated record. The transcript has 9 exons.
GACGGGCGUCUACAUGGAGAGUUUAGCUCAGCUCUCGAGAUUGGUCGUCGGGGUAAAUUAUGUCAAUAGAUUGUGAUUAAAUGGCAAAAACUGAGGAGGGCAAUGGACUCGAUUUGCGGGGCAGCACGGAGAAGCUGGCCGAUAAUGUGACGGGCCUGGAGGUAAACGGCGGUGUUACCCCCGAGGAAACACCGGUGGACAGGUACGGAUUCACCGGUGGAGCUCAGCAGAUCUCCGGAGACUGUGCUGAGGUAAUCCCCAUUGAGGUGCUGCGGCAGCGGGAGGCAAAAUGGCUGGAGAUGCUCAACAGCUGGGACAAGUGGAUGGCCAAAAAACACAAGAAGGUGAAGGAGCGCUGUCAGAAGGGGAUCCCCCCAUCCCUGCGAGGCCGCACCUGGCUCUACCUUACUGGGGGCAAAGUGAAAAGGGAGCAAAACCAGGGCAAGUUUGAGGAACUGGACAUCCAGCCAGGAGAUCCCAAAUGGGUAGAUAUUAUUGAGAGGGACCUCCAUCGACAGUUCCCCUUCCACGAAAUGUUUGCGGCGAGAGGGGGUCACGGGCAGCAGGACUUGUUCCGCGUGCUGAAGGCCUACAGUCUGUAUCGUCCUGAGGAGGGAUACUGUCAGGCUCAGGCUCCCGUCGCGGCUAUACUGCUGAUGCACAUGCCAGCUGAGGAUGCUUUUUGGGUUCUUGUCCAAAUUUGUGAGAAAUAUCUUCCCGGAUACUACAGCACGGGGCUGGAGGCGAUCCAGCUGGAUGGGGAGAUCCUGUACGCUCUGCUGCGGCGGGUGUCUCCCGUGGCCCACCGUCACCUGAAGAAGCACAAGCUGGAGCCCAUCCUGUACAUGACGGAGUGGUUCAUGUGCGCCUUCUCUCGGACGCUGCCGUGGGCCUCGGUGCUGCGAGUCUGGGACAUGUUCCUUUGUGAGGGAGUGAAGAUCCUCUUCCGAGUGGGCCUGGUUCUCCUGAAAUGCAUGCUGGGAUCCCAAGAGAAACUGAAGGCCUGUCAGGGUCUCUAUGAAACGAUGGAGCGUCUCCGAGCUAUACAGCCACAGUUCAUGCAAGAAACCUUCCUGGUGAACGAGAUUAUAGAGUUGCCCGUGUCUGAGAAAGACAUCGAGAAGGAACACAAUGCUCAACUGCGGCGCUGGAAGGAGUCUCGUGGAGAUCUUCAUUGUAAAUCCCCUCCCAGGAUGCACGGAGCCAAGGCCAUCAUGACCGCCGAGCCGCCCAGCCGACAGGACCUGAGACAGAGGCCCACCAUCAUCGUGGAGUCUCCCCUGGCAACCAAGACAGACCAGGAGACAGCGGAGGAUGCCAAGGACAGUAGAAAGACUAAAGAGGAAAAUCAGAAGAAAACUAUCCUGCCACCACAAGAGACUGUUAAUCCUUACCCUCCUCCCAGUGACCCUUCACCUCUCCAUCAACACAUGACUCUACAAGAGUCCAAAGAGAGUCUGAGCAGUGCAGAACACGACACCUACCUGUAAGGGUGAGUGUCACUAGUUUACACACAUGCAUCAUUCCAGCCUUUUUCUGACUUAUCAGUUACACUAAUCACAAGUGUCAGUCACAUGACAAACCUUUAAGUCUGAAGCAGUUGUGACUGAGAGGUUUUGGUAAAAUGUGACUUCAGGUAAAGUUAUGUAUUUUAACAAUAUUUUUGAGGUUUUGUCGAAGAAAUCACAGUUUCGGUAAUUAAAGUUUAUCAUACUUAGUUGAAAUAAGUAAGAAAAUAUCAAUCUGUUAAAUGUCUUUCAAUCAAAACUAUGUUGGCAAAAAAUGCCAUUGCUCAGAUUGCAAAGCAAGCAAAGUCACUGUAAUACUUACUUUCAAUGGGAUUUCUUUUAACUUAGCUAUUUACUGAUGUUUAAACACAGAAGCACAGUCAUGAAUUUCAAGUAUUUUUUGCAAAAAUUCUUGCAACUCAAAAAAUGUGUAAUUUCCAUGGAGUGACAGUAGAUGGCGACUCUGGGCACAUUACACACACACACACACACACACACACACAUACACAUACAUGUCUAGGAGGUUUUAGCCUGUGAGAGUGUGGAGUUAUCAGCUUUAUAUGACUGAACAUGCAGGGAUACACACUCGCUAACUCACUGUUAAAAGCUACUGCUGCUACUUACCUCUUAAAGACAGUGCUCUGACAUCUCCUUUGUUAUAAAUGAAGUCUGACAUUGUCAUAACUGAUGAAGUCUUAUUAAGAGCACUUUGCCUUGCCAGUCUUCCUCUUUGCUUACAUUAGUCACUACAUUGCCAACGCAUAGAUUUAUAUAUAUAUAUAUCCUGCUUUGCUAGCCUCAGUCAACCGCACUAAUUUACAGACACACAGUUUAUCAGUGUGUUUAUUUUUGCUGCAUCCAUGAGUUGCUUUGCUGUCGCUGAACACUUGAGGGAGUCCGCUGAUUCUCUUUCAGCCUCAGCAGUGACCCAAGCCGCUGGUUUAUAAAGAGCAGCAGCUGUGUGACUCCUCAGUGAAGGAAAAAAAAGUGUUUCAGGGAUAUUUGUGCCACUAAGCCAAAGAUUUUUAGUGCAUAUUUUUUUUAAGCUGUAUGUCGUCCAAGCAGUUUAUUCAAUCAUAUAUAUUGUGUUGAAGUAUUUGACAGCUGUCAGUUUGGGAGAGCAUAGGCUUUAUAUUUAUGUUGUGAGUGAAAUGUGGUUAAAUGCCAUUGUGAAGAACACUAAUACAAAGCUGUUUUUGUUCAAUCAUGCUUAACAGGGUUUGUGGAUCCUUAGACUUUAAUUAUAUCUCAUUUUACUACAAAAAAAGAAAUCCAAAAACUACAAGUUAAAUAUGAGGUCCAAGUAGUGCACUCAUAUAUUGUUCUAAUAGCAUUAUUUAGCUCAAAAUCAAUUGAAACACUAAGCCACUCUGUCAUUUGAAAUUCACGCCACACUAAACCACUAAAAAAAGUGAUAUAUGAAGUUCAGGAUCCAUAAACCUAUUCCAGUGACCAAACAUGUGUAGAUACUAAUUUUAUCUGAAAUGUUGUGAAUGAAAAAACUUGUUUCUAAAUGUUAAAUGUCUUCAUGAAUUUGUAUGCAAUCAUCAUUUAAUUGUUCAAAGAAAUUCCUUUAUUAGCAAUAACGUGUUGCUGCAGUAUUUUCUAUCUUAUGUUUUUAUGAUGGAAAAUGAUUUUAAACACGGUGGACUUGCUACAGAUUUAUUUUCUCUCUAUUCGGCAGCACUGUUUACCUUCCAUAUCCUCUUUAAAAAGGCACAUUAAAGCAAUUAUUUCUUAUAAAAACACUUUACAGUCUGCAGCAAGAACAUAAAACACAUACAGUGAACAUACAGUGCAGAGCUUUAUAUAGUGUCAUGUACAGUAGAUGGCGCCACUGAGCUUCAUCCAGGGAUUAGAUGACUGUCGCCCAGUCAUUCUGGGAGAUACGAGACAUACAGUAUGGGGUUUGUCAUUUAUAAACUUGAUGUUGAUUGUGUUUCAGUAUCCAAGAAGGAACCAAAACACUCCACUAAAUUGGUGAGACACUCAUUCGUAAUCAUUGCAACUGUGAUGUUUAUAGAGAGCACUGAUAAAGCCUGGAGCUCUCCUGCUGUUUUCAUCAGUAUAUAUGACUUUAUAUCUUUUUUUUGUCAUGUGAUUUAAAAUCAACUCCACCAUAUCUACAGACUGUUUUGUACAAAAUUAUAUUUAAAUCAAUAAAAUUUGAAACUCUUGGAUUUUGCAAAUGUGUCAUAUUUUCCUCUCACA